Molecule: messenger RNA, 1383 nt
Organism: Rhododendron vialii
Lineage: Eukaryota; Viridiplantae; Streptophyta; Magnoliopsida; Ericales; Ericaceae
Product: cyclase-like protein 2
Exons: 7
Coding region: 308-1132 (274 amino acids)
Molecular function (GO): arylformamidase activity
Source: RefSeq, a predicted model, not a curated record
UUGCAUUAUCUCACUGAACCAAACACUGCCUAAAUGAGAGCAUUUUGGAUAAGUGGCUUUAUUCACUCCUGUGAACCAGCUUCGGUCAAAUUUCGUAGUCCUUCGUUAUUUCUCAGACCAAAUGAAAACUGCAUAUUUGGCUGCUUGUGAAAGAUGCGUGACAAUUUGGCCUCUCUUCUAAAUAUCUUCCUGCAUAUGUUUCUUUUGGGCCCUUGUGACUUGUGAUUAUCUAUAUACUCCAAUCUGUUUCUGGAUAUCAUUUGGAGCGUGUUUGGCUUUUCCACCAAUUCAACAUAUUGUUGGAAAGAUGAAGAUUUUAUUGAUUUUGCUGGUGUUUGCUGAGGUGCUGGCAAUUGCCAGGGUCUCUCUCUCACUGACACCAAUUAAUGAUGCUUACCCAUCUGGGUAUGGUGAUGAUUCGGGUGCCUGUAGUGGGACUGAGGAGAAAUUAGUUCCUGUGAGAAGGGAAGUUUAUGGUAAUGGAAGGAUUUUUGAUAUAACUCAUAGGAUCAGUUCCGAAGCACUUUUUGAUGGCUCUGAGGAAGUUGGAGAGUUCCUAUGGCUUUCUAAGAGCAUGAAGAAUGGUUCAGAUUAUAAUUUUUCUAUCAUGAAAUUACCUGUUCAUUCUGGUACUCAUGUUGAUGCACCAGGGCAUAUGUUUGAACAUUACUUUGAUGUUGGGUUUGAUGUGGAUACUCUUGACCUUGAUGUCCUCAACGGUCCAGCUUUGCUAGUUGAUGUUCCGAGGGACACAAACAUAACUGCCGAAGCUAUGAAAUCCUUAAAUAUUCCCAAGGGAGUGCGUCGCGUGCUUUUCAGAACAUUAAACACCGACAGGCGGCUAAUGUGGAAAAAGAACUUCGAUACCAGCUAUGUGGGCUUCAUGAAAGAUGGGGCACAGUGGUUGGUGGAUAACACUGACAUCAAACUUGUUGGGAUUGAUUACUUAUCUGUUGCUGCCUAUGAUGAUCUGAUUCCUUCUCAUCUUGUUUUCCUAGAAAGCAGGGAAAUCAUUCUUGUGGAAGGCCUGAAAUUAGAUGAUGUUAAACCGGGACUAUAUUCGGUCCAUUGCUUACCACUCAGGUUGCUUGGCGCUGAGGGCUCACCUAUUAGAUGCAUCCUCAUCAAAUAAGGAAACAGCAAAAUCCCUGAGAGUGGAAGGCUUCUUGAAAUGGCACAAUGCUUUGGUGCAGAAAAUGUUACACUGUGAGGGAAAAAAAGACUAGAAUCUGUAAAUACUUGUUCUCGUGUUGGUCAUAUGGCUAGCCGUAUCAUCAGCUAGGGAUAAAUAUUUUUCUGUUUUUGCAGAUUUUGGGACAUGCAGGAUAUUAAUCAGAAUUAUUAAAUAACGUAUUUAUAAAUGGACUCUGUAUUAAAUUUCUA